This is a messenger RNA of Spizellomyces punctatus DAOM BR117, 1315 nucleotides long. RefSeq lists its product as uncharacterized. The transcript is spliced from 5 exons. Bases 202 to 1182 code for a protein of 326 amino acids. The record is from RefSeq and is a predicted model, not a curated record. Gene Ontology annotation, biological process: mitotic cell cycle; kinetochore assembly; protein localization to kinetochore. Lineage: Eukaryota; Fungi; Chytridiomycota; Chytridiomycetes; Spizellomycetales; Spizellomycetaceae. Gene Ontology annotation, cellular component: chromosome, centromeric region; nucleus.
CCAUUUGGGGAGCUGAACGACGCGGUUGGGCGAGUUGUCUUCCUGUCGUUGCUGCCUGUUGAAAUCAAAGCGUGACAUGCCUACAAGGAUUUCAAUUUCAUCACCAUAGAUCCGUUUCCUAUUCGCAAGGGCAUUGAAGGACCAACCGCACCAGCAAAGGACCAACCGUAUACACCUCCCAUUCCCGUCUCUACAACCUACAUGCUCUCCCACACCAACCCACCCUCCGCCCGUCGACGAUCAACGGUCCGUCCCCCCAUCCUCCGCGUCCCACCCACAGAAACCGCACCACCACCACCGCCUCAACCCAUCCUUCCAGCAUCGCAGGCAGCACGGGAUGCAUCCCUCGAGUUGGUGACGGAACAGUUGGGCUGGGCCCCCGUAUCAUAUGUAGACGACAUCAUCAAUUCCAUGAAUGAUUUGGCAUAUAAGGGGAUAUCGUCUUUUGAAACUUGGUUGGAAGAGUAUGGGCUGGACGAGGAAGAAGCCGAAAAGGGUCUAGCAGCAACAGAAACCCUUUUUGAAAAUAACAUUGAUAAACAAUUUGAUAAAUUCGAGUUAUUCGUUCUUCAGUCCAUUUUUGUUGUUCCUACCAAUUUGCCGAUUAAACUACCGCAUUAUGAGGAGGUUGAGUUUGGAGUUUCUGCUGCUGAUGAAGCUAAUGCGGAUAUGGAGUUGGAGGAGGUGCGGAAGAGGAUCGUCGCUGCAAGGUAUCUUGAACAACGGCUCAAGGUGGAGCUGGAGUCCACAGAAUCGCGGCGAUUGGCUCUGGAGCGUAUGAAGCGAGACGUUGACCAUUUGGCAGCGCUAAACGAUGAUAAAGCACCCCUCUCCGAAACUUACACAACUCUCCUCGCAACCCUCCGUAAUACCCGAACUCUCUCCGAAACCCUCCGCAACCGCUCCCAAAAUCUCUCCAUCCACUCCCUCAUCGCGCCCUCACCCGACGACAUGGAAAAUGUCCAAAGUGUCAUUGCUGCUGCCAUGGACCGCCGGAGACGUAAGCAGGAGGAAUUGGCUCGAACACCGUCGCGUAGGCGGAAGAGUGUGGGUGGAGUUCAAGUCAAGAGCGCAAGAGAGGGAGCGGAAUAUGCUAUUGAGUAUCGGGAGAGAAUUGGUGUUGGGAGUGCGACGGAUGUGCAGGCGUGGCGAGAACUCUUGGAGGAGGAACAACACGUAUAAGUAUUUUAACUAGAGGAUCACUGUUUGUCCUCUUUUCCGUACUGCUUAAAGCGAGUGCAGAUUGCAUUGGAAAAAAGCGCCAGAAAGCGCUGUACUGUAAUAUAAUAUACUUGCGAACAGUGUAAUUCAUCGU